Molecule: messenger RNA, 730 nt
Organism: Linderina pennispora
Lineage: Eukaryota; Fungi; Kickxellomycota; Kickxellomycetes; Kickxellales; Kickxellaceae
Exons: 1
Coding region: 26-466 (146 amino acids)
Molecular function (GO): fatty acyl-CoA hydrolase activity
Source: RefSeq, a predicted model, not a curated record
CAUCUUAUCACCUCUACAGACACAUAUGCUAGACAACGAACAGUACCGGCAGCUUGUCAUUGACACAGCCCGCCACAAAAGCUCGCACUACUAUUAUUCGGCCGAGGUACCGGCGCAGGUCAUUUCAGCCGAUGCACAAUCGCGCUCUGCCGUGAUCCAGACAACCGUCACUGACAGCGAAAUAUGCGCAUCAGGAUGUAUCGACGAGGGCUGGGUUGCCACUGUCGCCGACUACUGGACAUCCACCAUGAUCUCGGUCGCAAAUGAAGGCAAGUCCGCCGUCACUACAUCAUUGAGCGUUCAAGCCGUGAAGUCGAUAGAACCCGGCUGUGUAGUUCUUAUAAAGUGCCAGGUCACAGACACCGGGCUUUCCAUGCCCCAUGCCAUUGCCACUUUUGAGUCAGAGAACGGCGAUAUCUACGCCUUGGCUACGCAUACAAAGUUCUUCAAGUCGCUAAAGAAAUAAGCCGGCUAACUGCAGACCAGCACACCUUCGAUUGCAGCUGCCACGAGUGGGGCAGCUUGUCUGACACGAAGUGAAACCAAGCCAGGGCAAUGCCCCCGAGCUGGCCCAAAUAAUUUACUUUGAACUAUACAUAUCACAAACCGAGCCACAGCUACAGUACAAUUUAGCUAGUCAAGCUUGCAGUAGUCGUACGGGUGGUCCAGUAUAAUAAUAAAACUCUUCCACGGCGUCUUAUCCGAAAACGUUGGAACGCAGUCCAUCUCG